Messenger RNA from Gasterosteus aculeatus aculeatus (three-spined stickleback), 3181 nucleotides. It is a transcript of the gene hpca, whose product is annotated as hippocalcin. The record is from RefSeq and is a predicted model, not a curated record. Gene Ontology annotation, molecular function: calcium ion binding. Lineage: Eukaryota; Metazoa; Chordata; Actinopteri; Perciformes; Gasterosteidae.
AAACACACACCGUCCCAAUCGCCCAUCGCGUCCCGACCGCCGGAGGAGAGGAAUCAGCCCCAACGACACCGCUGCCUCCCGGAGACAUGGUUCGCAGGGCUCGGCUGCCGUAGCCAAAGGACCCCAGCCCCCUCCUCCUCCCCCACACUCCCCCACUGCAUCGCCCCCCCCCCCCCCUCCCCUCCCACUCUGCCAGUCUGCGUGGAAGGAGGAGAAGCAGCAGCAGCAGCAGCGGUGAAGCAGAAGGAGGAUCCGGCAUCAGCGGCACCGCGGGGAGAAGAGAGCGUCUGCAGCCCGAGACGAGCAUCCGAUAGCCGGUCACAAGUCCCGCACACCGGGCCCCCCGCUGCACCGGAGGACGGAGACCAUCCUCCCCGCGACAGACGCUGCCUCGGCUGCAUCGGGUGGGGAAAAGCGGCCUGUCCGGCGCUGUAGACGCUGUUGUUGUCAAGGAAACCAAGAGUCCGGUCCCGUCGCCAUGGGGAAACAGAACAGCAAGCUGCGGCCGGAGAUGCUUCAGGACCUCCGGGAGAACACAGAGUUCUCCGACUACGAGCUGCAGGAGUGGUAUAAGGGCUUCUUGAAGGAUUGCCCCAGUGGCACCCUGAAUGUGGAGGAGUUCAAGAAAAUCUACGCCAAUUUCUUCCCCUACGGCGACGCCUCCAAGUUUGCGGAGCACGUCUUCCGAACGUUUGACACCAACGCCGACGGGACGAUAGACUUCCGGGAGUUCAUCAUCGCCCUGAGCGUAACGUCACGGGGCAAGCUGGAGCAGAAGCUGAAGUGGGCCUUCAGCAUGUACGACCUGGACGGAAACGGGUACAUCAGCCGCGAUGAGAUGCUGGAGAUUGUGCAGGCCAUCUACAAGAUGGUGUCGUCUGUGAUGAAGAUGCCAGAGGACGAAUCCACGCCGGAGAAGAGGACGGACAAGAUCUUCAGACAAAUGGACCUCAACAACGACGGCAAAUUGUCCCUGGAGGAGUUCAUCAAAGGUGCCAAAAGCGACCCCUCCAUUGUGCGGCUACUCCAGUGUGACCCCAGCUCGGCCUCCCAGUUCUGAAGACCCCCGUCCGUCCCGCUGCGACCCCUUGGCCCCUCACCCGCGCUGUUGCUUUUCAAUCACUCAAAUCAAUGCAUGAUGGUUUUCUCGUCUCUCAUAUCUAUUUUCUUUCGUCUGUUUUGUGUGCGAGGAUGGAGGAGGGAUUUUAAGGAGGAUAAGAAAAGCCAUCGCUAUCAUUUUGCUUUUAUUUUUUUGUUAUAUUUGGAAAAACUGAUGGGACAUUUGAGGACGAGCGUUGGUGGCCUCCACUAAUGUUCCUGGAUAUCUCUCCCUCUCUCCCUGGAACGGUGGAUUUCCAAGGAGCUCGUGACAAAGUGUGGAUUUUUCUGUCCUCCGACACGCAUGUACAUCAUGUAUAUACUGUAUGUCUCUGUACGUCACAAGAUGAAGGUCUCCUUCAUGUACGGUUCACUCUCUCUGGCAUUGAAAAGGCAGUAUUAUGUAGCACAGCUUUCCUUGUCUGAUCAGAGUGGUCGGCGAGGAUAAUGGAGAUUUUACUGCUAUAUGAUCUUUUGCUGAAAAAAAGAAGGCCUAAGAACCCAUUUGCUUUCUAUUGAUAUCUACUCGCAUUUUUGUUAUUUGUUUUUUAAAAUGAGAAGUUAUUUUUUCUUCCAUCCAGCUGUUUUAUUUAUUCAUUUUUACUUGCUUUUAAUCUGAUUCCAGUUUACAGUGACAGGGAGAGAAAGCGUGAGAUGCGAUGGAUCCCUUUGGGAGCCGUGGAUGUGUUUAGGCGCUGUAGACGCUUUUGAUCGACACCAGUAGCACAUAUCGUUUGAGCCGCCGCGUGUUUGUGACGUACGGGCUGCGCAUUCGCCGCGAAUGUAACGUGUGCAUGUGAAUCUGCAACUGUGAGCUCACGGCUGACUUUCACAGAAUUUACAUGUUGUGUUGUUUCCCAAAUUUGCAAGUAUUUAGAAGUUCUUUCGACGACGAGCAGUGAGCGUCUGAGAGAGCCGCAAGCCGUCGCCGUGCCGCAUGAUCCCACCAACUGACCACUUCCACAGGGACGGCUGACGCACGUCGGCAUAUUUUUGUAGCGCCGCAGUAUUUGUCUUGCUUUGGCACUACCCACCCCCAACAACCCCACAACCCCCCCACCCUCUGACAGACAGAGAACUCACCAAGGGCUCGCUCAUCACCCUCCAGCUGAAUGCUUUUAUGACCUCCCGUCAGUUAGACGAAGGGACUUGUUCCACGAGUUUUCAGGGUUUCCCCGCGUUGGUGGCCGUGUUCACGUUGGCGCGUUAGAUCCGGCGCGGUCUGCUAACGCGACAUCGGGAGCACCGAGGGAAGUGCAGCACGUCGACGGCAGACUGCCGCUUCUGACGUGAAGAAAAGAUGCAACUUGUAAAAGGUUCAGACAUGCAGGCUGCAGAGUGCCGGCAGCACUCACAAGGCCCCCAUCGGCUGGGCUCCAUUCACAUCUUCCCUUUACUGAGGUCAGGCAUGAAAUAACUAUAGUUACUGGUUAGUUCAUAUUUGCAAUCAAAAGAUCAGUGCAUAAAACAUACUGCGUUGCCACAAAGUAUAUGAGAAACGUCCCCUUUGAAAAGGCUUCAUUUCAACCGAAUACCAUAAUUCUUGGUGGUUUAGCGUCUCCACAAAGGUGUAGACAGACUUUACACAUCUGUAACAAAAUAAACUAACUUGUGGGAAUCGUCUCUUUAGCUCGUUGGCGUAUACCGGACUUCACAGACAAAACAUGUGAUUUAUUCAUUUCACUAGCUCACAAACCAAAUCAGUGAAUGCAGCGGGGGGGCGAAGUGAGCUCUCACCGCCGGUGCUGCCGCGUCCGCACAUUAGGCCGGACGUAGGAAGGGCAGCAAACAUCGGCGCGGGAGCCUCUUCUCUGGGAUCCCGAAGUGUCACUGCCUCCGCCUGGCAGGAUAAGGAACACCAGUUGCAGGAAUCCGGCUCGGCCCUUUUUCUCUCUCGUCGCUGCCUCUGAGGAACCGGUACCCUGCGAUGGAGAACGACCCCACCUUCUUUUGUUCUUCCUUACUAACCUCCUUUUACUUCCUAUUCUUUCUGUUGCAUGGAAACCUCUUGCGAGGAUUGUCAUGUUUGUUCCAAUGUAUCUGAAAUUGAUAUAUUGAAAUAUACUUAUGUGUUUCAAAGCUG